CAACAUGGCGUUUCUCUCCUCGACGACCGCACUGACUGCAACCUGCCAAUGAGAGAGGGAGAGAGACAAGAGAGAGGAGAGAGAAACCAUUCUGUCAAACCUCCAUCCCUUGUUUUUCCAGCCCUAUGAAUCCCUACACAUUUUCAGGAGGAUAGGGUUGAAUUUUUGAACCGCCGCGCUCCUCCUUUGUUUUUCCUGCGCAGUGGAUGGUUGUUGUGCGGCAGCAGGUGUGAGAGACAGCGGCGACCGCUCCUCUCCUCCACUGUUUCCAAGGGGAAAUGUCGAGCGAGAAGCCGGUUUCAGCACCUGCUUCUUCGCUCACGGACACAGACUCGCAUCCUCCUCCGGGCUCUUCCGUGCAGCCGCAGCAGCAGCAGCAGGUCGCCGCGGGCGCUGGCUCCGUCACCACCGUCACCACCACCGGGGAAAGGAUGGUGUCUUCAGCCGGCUCUAUGGUCCUCCCGGCCGGCGUGAUCAACCCCGCCGUCCCGAUCAGGAAUAUCCAGAUGAAAUUCGCCGUGUUGGUGGGCCUGAUCCAGGUCGGCGAGGUUAGCAACAGGGACAUCGUGGAGACGGUGCUGAACCUGCUGGUGGGUGGCGAGUUUGACCUGGAGAUGAACUUCAUCAUCCAGGAGGCGGAGAGCAUCGGUUGCAUGGUGGAGCUGCUGUCCCACUGCGAGGUGACGUGCCAGGCCGAGAUCUGGAGCAUGUUCACCGCCAUCCUCCGCAAGAGCGUGCGCAACCUGCAGACCAGCACCGAGGUCGGGCUCAUCCAGCAGGUGCUGCUCAAGAUGAGCACCGUGGACGACAUGAUCGCAGACCUCCUGGUGGACAUGCUGGGAGUUAUGGCCAGUUACAGCAUCACAGUCAAGGAGCUGAAGCUGCUCUUCAGUAUGCUGAGGGGAGACAACGGCAUCUGGCCGAGACAUGCCAUCAAGCUCUUGUCAGUGUUGAACCAGAUGCCUCAGAGACAUGGUCCUGAUACCUUCUUCAACUUCCCAGGACGCAGUGCGGCGGCCAUAGCAUUGCCGCCAAUUGCCAAAUGGCCUUACCAGAACGGAUUCACCAUCAACACUUGGUUCAGACAAGAUCCACUAAACAACAUCAAUGUGGAUAAAGACAAACCAUACCUCUAUUGUUUUCGCACCAGUAAAGGAAUAGGUUACUCCGCUCACUUUGUGGGAAACUGUCUCAUCGUGACAUCGUUGAAGUCAAAAGGAAAAGGCUUUCAGCACUGUGUGAAAUAUGAUUUCCAACCCCGCAAGUGGUACAUGAUCAGCAUCGUCCACAUCUACAACCGCUGGAGGAACUCCGAGAUCCGUUGCUAUGUCAACGGUCAACUGGUCUCCUACGGCGACAUGGCCUGGCACGUCAACACCAAUGAUAGCUAUGACAAGUGUUUCCUGGGUUCAUCAGAGACAGCGGAUGCUAACAGGGUAUUCUGUGGUCAGCUGGGAGCCAUUUACGUAUUCAGUGAAGCUCUCAACCCGGCUCAGAUCUUUGCCAUUCACCAACUUGGCCCAGGAUACAAGAGCACUUUCAAGUUCAAGUCAGAGAGUGACAUCCACCUGGCCGAGCACCACAAGCAGGUGUUGUACGAUGGCAAGCUGGCCAGCUCCAUCUCCUUCACCUACAACGCCAAGGCGACGGACGCCCAGCUCUGCCUGGAGUCGUCGCCGAGGGAAAACGCCUCCAUCUUCGUCCACUCGCCACACGCACUCAUGCUACAGGAUGUGAAGGCCAUUGUUACCCACUCCAUCCACAGUGCCAUCCACUCUAUAGGAGGCAUCCAGGUCCUGUUCCCUCUCUUCGCUCAGCUGGACUACAAACAGCUCAAUGACUGCAGCGUGGACACCACAGUCUGUGCCACUCUGCUGGCGUUCCUGGUGGAGCUGUUGAAGAGCUCAGUGGCGAUGCAGGAGCAGAUGCUGGGAGGGAAGGGCUUUCUAGUGAUUGGAUACCUGCUCGAGAAGUCGUCACGAGUCCACAUCACCAGGGCGGUACUUGAACAGUUCUUGUCCUUCGCCAAGUAUCUGGAUGGUUUACCUCAUGGAGCGCCUCUCCUCAAACAGCUCUGUGACCAUGUCCUCUUCAACGCUGCCAUCUGGAUACACACCCCUGCCAAGGUCCAACUAUCCCUCUACACAUACCUGUCAUCGGAGUUCAUUGGCACCGCCACCAUCUACACUACCAUCCGCCGCGUGGGCACCGUCCUGCAGCUGAUGCACACUCUCAAGUACUACUACUGGGCCAUCAACCCGCUGGAGUGCAGCGGAAUCACCCCCAAAGGUCUUGAAGGACCACGACCAUCCCAAAAGGAGAUCAUCUCGCUCAGAGCCUUCAUGCUUCUCUUCCUCAAACAACUCAUACUAAAGGACCGAGGCGUGAAGGAGGACGAGCUGCAAAGCAUCCUCAACUACCUAUUGACCAUGCAUGAGGAUGAGAAUAUCCACGACGUGCUCCAGCUGUUGGUGGCUCUUAUGUCUGAACACCCAGCGUCCAUGAUCCCUGCGUUUGACCAGAGAAAUGGAAUAAGGGUGAUCUGCAAGCUCCUGGCCUCCAAGAGCGAGAGUAUCCGGGUCCAAGCCCUCAAAGUCCUGGGCUACUUCCUCAAGCACCUUGGUCACAAGAGGAAGGUAGAGAUCAUGCACACGCACAGUCUGUUCACACUGCUGGGGGAGAGGCUCAUGAUGCACACCAACACUGUCUCUGUCACCACCUACAACACUCUGUAUGAGAUUCUGACAGAGCAGGUCUGCACUCAGGUGGUUCACAAACCCCACCCUGAGCCCGACUCCACUGUCAAGAUCCAGAAUCCCAUGAUUCUAAAGGUAGUGGCCACCCUGCUGAAGAACUCCUCUCCCAGCCCUGAGCUGAUGGAAGUCAGAAGACUCUUUCUUUCUGACAUGAUAAAACUCUUCAGUAACAGCCGCGAAAACCGGCGCUGCCUGCUGCAGUGCUCUGUGUGGCAGGACUGGAUGUUCUCCCUCGGGUACAUCAACCCAAAAAACCCAGAGGAGCAGAAAAUAACCGAGAUGGUGUACAACAUCUUUAGGAUCCUGCUCUACCACGCCAUCAAAUACGAAUGGGGCGGGUGGAGGGUCUGGGUUGAUACCCUAUCCAUCGCACACUCCAAGGUGACCUACGAAGCCCAUAAAGAGUACUUGGCUAAGAUGUACGAAGAGUACCAGCGCCAGGAGGAGGAAAACAUGAAGAAAGGGAAGAAAGGCUCCGUGUCCACCAUCUCGGGGCUUUCGGCCACGCCCGCCCCCGUCGUCAAUGGCAACCUGGAGAUCGACGACAACUCCCAGACGCAAACACCUGAAAGCGAGGCCGAGUACAGCGAGGGGGCUGGCGGAGACUCGCGCAACCUCCUCGCAGAAGGUGCCGUGAAGCGACCCAACGGAGAAGCCCUGACUCCCGGGGAGCAGAGCACCGGUCCCGGGGUGAGGGUGGAGGUCCACGACCUGCUGGUAGACAUUAAAGCAGAGAAGGUAGAGGCCACAGAGGUGAAGUUGGAUGACCUGGAUUUGUCUCCAGAAGGCCUCAGUGGAGGUGUGGGUGGAGGAGGUGGGGGAGGAAUAGAGAACGGACCUCUGGUAGAGGUGGACUCUCUCCUGGACAGUGCUUACUGCGCUGUGGUUCAAAACCUUAAUGGGAAUCUGGCGCCUAAAGAUGACACGGCAGGCUCGGGGGUCGGGAUGGGGUCAAGCCUGGGGCUUUCGGGAGUCAGCCUGGAGGAUGAUGGGAAUAUGGGUCCGCUCAUCACAUUGGCUGACGAGAAGGACAUUGUCCCGAGCAACAACGGAUUUCUCUUCAGCAAGGUUGACGAGAAGCUGCUUCCAGCUCUGGCAGCCACAGACCCACUUGUACUGCCGAGUCCAGACCAGCCCACUCCGUCCGGCCCAGUCCCGGCUCACUCCACCACCAGCGCCAGUGAUGACCUCAGCCUGCUGGCCCACAUGACUAGCUGCGGCUCUGAUUUAACGCAGACCCAGAGCCACACGUCUGGGGAACUUCUAGAGGAUGGGCCCUUCAAGAUCCAGAGCCCUCUGGCUGACAUCAGCUCUAUCGCUGAGGCUGAGAGCCAAGCCCUGAUCCAGGCAGCCUCCAGACAAGAUUUCCCAGAGGGAGAGGGCACAUCCGGGGCAGAGGGAGAGGUUAAGACUGGGGGUGACACAGCCAGCACCACCUCGGAUACAGAGAGGUCGGAUGAUGGGAAAGACAAGGAUACUAAGAAGAUACAAACUACUGCGACCACUCAGGCCCUCCAUGGUCGUACCGCAGCCCAGCUGGAGCGGGACCUACGCGUUGAUCUGGGUUUCAGGGGCAUGCCCAUGACGGAGGAGCAGCGGCGGCAGUUCAGCCCCGGCCCACGCACGACCAUGUUCCGCAUCCCAGAAUUCAAGUGGUCUCCGAUGCACCAGAGGUUGCUCACGGACCUGCUGUUCGCCCUGGAGACUGACGUGCAUGUGUGGAGAAGCCACUCCACCAAGUCGGUUAUGGAUUUUGUGAACAGCAAUGAGAACAUCAUCUUCGUCCACAACACGAUCCACCUCAUUUCUCAGAUGGUGGACAACAUCAUCAUCGCCUGUGGAGGCAUCCUGCCUCUCCUGUCUGCUGCCACCUCCCCUUCUAGUUCUAAGAGUAGUGCCAACACUAAGGCAGGAGGAGACGGACCCCAGAGGGGGUCAAAGGGAGAGGAGGUGACCCCUGUUCCUGGGGGAGGAGGCGCAGGGGGAGAGACGGAGUUGGAGAACAUCGAAGCAACACAGGGCAUGUCUUCAGAGACGGCGGUCACCUUCCUGUCUCGUCUCAUGGCCAUGGUGGACGUACUAGUGUUCGCCAGCUCUCUCAACUUCAGCGAGAUUGAAGCAGAGAAGAACAUGUCGUCAGGAGGGCUGAUGAGGCAAUGCCUCCGCCUGGUAUGCUGCGUGGCGGUGAGGAACUGUCUGGAGUGCAGGCAGAGACAGAGAGAACGAAGCUGCAAGUCCUCCUUAACCAGCAGCAAGUCACAGGACAACCUCCACAGUGCCUCCAAUACCAGCAAGCAGGAUCCAGACAGACUCCUGCAGGAUGUAGACAUCAAUCGUCUUCGAGCUGUGGUUUUCAGAGAUGUGGAUGACAGUAAGCAGGCUCAGUUUCUGGCGCUGGCAGUCGUCUACUUUAUCUCAGUCCUCAUGGUAUCCAAGUACCGGGACAUUUUGGAACCCCAGCGAGAGAUUGGCAGAUCCACCAGCCUAUCAGGGAGAAGCAUCCGCCACGAGAUCAACUCCCCGACCAGUACAGAGCACCCAUCCACAGCCUUCUCUGACAAACAGAUCCCCACCCCCGUGGACGACUCCCCCCGGGCUGGCCUCCCGCACACAGACUCAGGCAUCGGAGAGGAGGGCCACGUGGCCGGAUCCCUGAACGGCUCGGAGAUGGGUCUGGGGCUCGGCCUCGGCCUGGUGGGGAGAGAGACGGACAGAGACAGAGACAGAGACAUGGGGGGAGGAGGUGGGGGAGGAGGCACGGAUCUAUUGUGUAGUCUGUCUGAUGUUAGGAGGUCACAGGAGAGCCUUCUGGAUUCUCCCCACAACCCCAACUCCAGCCAAGCUCCGCCUUCGUCCAUCUCCAGCAUCAGCCAAACCAACAAAGGCAUCAAUGUCAAGGAGAUCCUGAAGAGCCUAGUGGCGGGUCCGGUUGAUGGCGGGGAUUUGGGACAGGAGUCCGGACCGACGCCCUAUCACCCAGACCCGGCCCUGAAGACGCACCCCAUGCUGCCCAUGCAGUUCCACUCAUUCGACAGGAGUGUUAUGGUUCCGGUCAAAAAGCCGCCACCUGGCAGCCUGUCCGUCAACACGGUGGGCACGCCCACCACUAGUGGAGCAGCCACCGCCGGCAGCACGCCCAACAUUUUCGCCGCUGCGACAGCAACACCCAAGAGCAUGAUCAACACUACAGGUGCCACAGACUCUGCCUCCUCUUCCUCCUCCUCUUCCUCGUCGUUUGUCAACGGUGCGACUAGUAAGAAUCUGCCAGCGGUGCAGACGGUGGCGCCCAUGCCAGAGGACAGUAUGGAGAAUAUGAGCAUCACCACCAAGCUGGAGCGCGCCCUGGAGAAGGUGGCGCCCCUGCUGAGGGAGAUUUUUGUAGACUUUGCUCCCUUCCUGUCCAGAACGCUGCUGGGUAGCCAUGGGCAGGAACUGCUCAUAGAAGGUCUGGUGUGCAUGAAGUCUAGCACGUCUGUGGUGGAGCUCGUAAUGCUGCUCUGUUCUCAGGAGUGGCAAAACUCCAUUCAGAAGAACGCUGGACUGGCCUUCAUUGAGCUUAUCAACGAGGGAAGACUUCUGUGCCACGCCAUGAAAGAUCAUAUUGUGCGUGUUGCCAACGAAGCAGAGUUCAUCCUGAACAGACAGAGGGCGGAGGAUGUACACAAGCACGCUGAAUUUGAGUCUAACUGCGCCCAGUACGCUGCGGACCGGAGAGAGGAGGAGAAAAUGUGCGACCACCUCAUCAGCGCCGCCAAGCACAGAGAUCACGUGACCGCUAACCAGCUGAAACAGAAGAUCCUCAACAUCCUGACCAAUAAGCACGGAGCGUGGGGGACAAUGUCACAGAGCCAACUACAUGACUUCUGGCGUCUAGACUACUGGGAGGACGACCUGAGAAGGAGAAGGAGAUUCGUGCGAAAUGCCUCCGGGUCCACUCACGCCGAUGUGACACUCAAAGCUCUGGAGGACUACGGUUCAGAAGAAGACGAGGAGGGGCUUAAGUCGAAGAAAACUUACCGCAGCCAAUCAGUGGUCACCCAGAACCCAGAGGCAGAGUUAAUGCUGGAGGGAGAUGAUGACGCCGUCAGCCUGCUGCAGGAAAAAGAGAUUGACAACCUCGCUGGCCCUGUGGUUCUGAGUACUCCAGCUCAGUUGGUAGCCCCAGUUGUGGUGGCUCGAGGCACUCUGUCCAUCACUACCACUGAGAUCUACUUUGAGGUGGACGAAGAGGAUCCUACAUUCAAGACGACUGACGCUAAAGUACUGGCCUACUCAGAGGGUCUGCACGGCAAAUGGAUGUUCAGCGAGAUCCGAGCCGUGUUCUCCAGACGCUACCUGCUGCAGAAUACCGGAUUAGAGGUCUUCAUGGCCAACAGAACGUCUGUGAUGUUUAACUUCCCUGACCCGGCCACAGUCAAAAGGGUGGUCUAUAGUCUCCCACGGGUCGGGGUAGGAACGAGUUACGGCCUGCCACAGGCCAGGCGGAUUUCCUUGGCCACCCCUCGUCAGCUCUUCAAGUCGUCCAACAUGACACAGCGCUGGCAGAGGAGAGAGAUCUCCAACUUUGAGUACCUCAUGUUCCUCAACACUAUUGCAGGGAGGACCUAUAAUGAUUUGAACCAGUACCCCAUCUUUCCCUGGGUCUUGACCAACUAUGAUUCAGAGGAGCUCGACCUCACUCUACCUGGCAACUUCAGAGACCUCUCCAAGCCAAUCGGUGCACUGAAUCCCAAGCGAGCGGCGUUUUACGCAGAACGCUACGAGACGUGGGACGACGACGGCACGCCUCCUCACCACUAUACAACCCUGUACUCCACUGCUCAUUCAACACUGAUGUGGAUGCUCAGAAUAGAGCCCUUCACCACGUUUUUCCUCAACGCUAACGAUAACAAGUUCGACCAUCCGGAGAGAGCCUUCUCUGGCAUCGGCUGCUCGUGGAGGAACUGCCAGAGGGACACGGCUGAUGUCAAGGAGCUGAUCCCAGAGUUCUACUACUUGCCUGAGAUGUUCGUUAACAGUAACGAGUACGAGCUCGGGUUGCGCGAUGAUGGCGUUUCUGUGUGUGACGUGGAGCUUCCCGCCUGGGCCAAGAAACCUGAAGACUUUGUCCGCAUUAACCGGAUGGCGUUGGAGAGUGAGUUUGUGUCGUGCCAGCUUCACCAGUGGAUCGAUCUAAUAUUUGGCUACAAGCAGCGAGGGCCAGAAGCAGUCCGAGGUCUCAACGUGUUCAACUUCCUGUCCUACGAGGGAGCAAUCAACCUAGACAAUGCAGACGCUUCGCAACGGGAGGUGGUUGAGUCCCAGAUUCAGGCAUGUGGUCAAAUCCCCUCCCAGCUGCUGAUCGAGCCUCAUCCACCUCGCUCCUCCGCCAUGCACCUGUGUUUCCUUCCCCAGAGCCCACUGAUGUUUAAGGAUCAGAUGCAGCAGGACGUCAUCAUGGUGCUCAAGUUCCCCUCCAACUCCCCCGUCACUCACGUCGCUGCCAACACGCUCCCCCACCUCAGUAUACCAGCAGCCGUCACCGUCACGUGUAGCCGGCUGUUUGCCGUCAACCGCUGGCACAACACUGUCGGCCUCCGUGGAGCUCCAGGAUACUCCCUAGAGCAGGCUCAUCAUCUACCCAUUGAGAUGGACCCUCUCAUAGCAAACAACUCAGGCGUGAACAAGCGUCAGAUCACCGACCUCGUGGACCAGAGCAUCCAGAUCAACACGCAUUGUUUUGUGGUCACCGCCGACAAUCGCUACAUCCUUGUCUGCGGCUUCUGGGACAAGAGCUUCCGUGUUUACUCCACUGAAACGGGAAAGCUGACCCAGAUUGUUUUUGGCCACUGGGAUGUAGUGACAUGUCUGGCCAGGUCAGAGUCCUAUAUCGGCGGAGACUGCUACAUCGUGUCAGGCUCAAGAGAUGCCACUCUUCUUCUGUGGUACUGGAGUGGACGGCACCACAUUAUUGGGGACAACCCUAACAACAGUGACUACCCUGCUCCCAGGGCGGUACUGACAGGACAUGACCACGAGGUGGUGUGUGUGUCUGUCUGUGCAGAGCUGGGGCUGGUCAUCAGUGGAGCUAAAGAGGGCCCGUGCCUGGUCCACACCAUCACAGGGGAUCUGCUCAGGGCCCUGGAGGGGCCAGAGCUGUGUCAGCGGCCCCGCCUCAUCUCAGUGUCCAGCGAGGGCCACUGCAUCAUCUACUAUGAGAGAGGCCGCUUCUGCAACUUCAGCAUAAAUGGGAAACUGCUGGCACAAAUGGAGGUCAACGAUUCCACACGGGCGAUCCUGUUGAGCAGCGACGGACAGAACUUGGUGACAGGAGGUGAUAACGGAGUUGUGGAAGUUUGGCAGGCAUGCGACUUCAAACAGCUUUACAUCUAUCCAGGCUGCGACGCAGGCAUCCGCGCCAUGGACCUCUCACAUGACCAGAGGACUCUGAUCACUGGCAUGGCGUCCGGCAGCAUUGUGGCGUUCAACAUAGACUUCAACCGCUGGCACUACGAACACCAGAACAGGUACUGAGGUGGACAGCGUGAGGAAGAGGAGGACGGAGAGAGGAGAGGAGAACAAGAGGGGAGAGGAGGUGGUGCAUUCUGCUGUGUAUCUGCGACGCGGGGGAAACUAAAGGUACCGAGAGGAAGGAAAAACAAGAACCGGACCUUAGGCUCUAAUCCCUUGUGAAGCUUACUUGAUUUGAGGAUGCGGCAGCGCUGGUGGAAAUAACUUCCUCUGUGCAUACGUACACGCACGUGUGUAACCACAGACACAUAAAACCCCGGAGAUACACACCAAAACCUGCUAAUAAAAUAGACUGCAGACUGGGGGAAAGAGAGCAAGUCAAGCAGACCUUGUAGAGGUCGAUCAUACCCGUACCACUCACAGGACUGGUGCAGUUCCUGGUACGCUUAAUGCUUCACAGACAAAGAACCUAAGUUUUGUUUUCCCUUUAUAUUUUUCUUCUUUAUCAAUUUUACUUUUCUUAUAAGGGGAGUUCAUUUUGGGAAUUAUUGGGUGGACUAUAAAUUAAGACUCCUUCAAUGUGUCUAAACUGAUUAGAAAUGGUCAGAAAUGAACCAGCCCCACCCACUGUUCAAAAACCGGUGCUAUUGGCUUGAUCUUAAAAUUCACCCUCGAAAAAUUGCCUGGGGUUAUGAUUUUAUCUUAUUUGAUUUUAUCUGGUUUUAUUUCCUUUUAUUAUUUUUUUUCUUCUUUUACCCGCAGCAGGGUUAAAUCGGAUUCUUAUGUAAAUAAGGCUCUGCUUCCUUCGGAGUCUACACGUGUUCUUUCACUACACAAACUGCGCUUAUCACCUUUAAUUUAUUAAUGACUUGCUGUAUGUAAAAUAUUGUGUAAUAAUUAUUAUAAUGUUGACAAGACUGAUGAUAAAAACGGCAGUGUCAAGGAUGGUGAUUGUUUUGCCGGAGAUGGUAAUGAUAAAGAGGUCUUGCCAGCGCCACCGAGGACGACAACCACAAGACUGACAUGAUUUCCUUUGUAUAUUUGGUGAUUGUUUUGUCAAAUAUGUACAUAUAGUCUUGGUUCAGGCUUGGUGGGAGACUCAAUCAGCUGAAUAAGACUGAAAAGCGCAAAGGAAAACCUUCACUUACCCACAUUUGUUGAUUAUUUAAAAGAAGAGAAUCAAAUCAAUGUAAAAGUUUGUUUUGUAUUUGCACUUUGCACCAAUCACAUAUCAUUAUUUAUUAGCUUGGUUCUUUCUGGUCGGCUGCCAUUUCGUUUAGGUCCAUUUCCCCUUCGGGAUUAUUUGUGCAUUGAUGUUUGUAUUUAAAGCGUUGAGCUCAUGUGUGAUUAUUAGGUUUUACAACCUCACAGUUGUAAGCAAUAUCAUGAUUCUGUAGCUGAUAGAGGUGGGGGGAGGAAGGAAAGGAGGAGAGGGGGGGAUGAAAUGCGAGACGUACUGUAUGUGUGAAGCCAUCUUGAUCAAAUGCGCACAUGCACAUACUCUAUCGACAGGUUCAACUUACGUAUCCAAAAAAAAAGGUUAAAUAUUUUUGGAUCUAUGAAACCCUAAAAACUAUUGUAUUCAUGUUUUAUUGCAAAGAUGUAAAAUAUGACAUGUGUGAGUUGAAAAAAAAAAAUCAUGAUAAGAAAAAUAAAAUAUGCAAAGAA
Molecule: messenger RNA, 10874 nt
Organism: Sebastes umbrosus (honeycomb rockfish)
Lineage: Eukaryota; Metazoa; Chordata; Actinopteri; Perciformes; Sebastidae
Gene: nbeaa
Product: neurobeachin a
Exons: 60
Coding region: 279-9269 (2996 amino acids)
Biological process (GO): intracellular protein localization
Cellular component (GO): cytosol; membrane
Molecular function (GO): protein kinase binding
Source: RefSeq, a predicted model, not a curated record